AUGGGUGGUCGUUUUCACCGAGCAAAUGACAAGCAACACCGCCGAUACGGCCCUAUUUUCCGCGUAUCCCCGAACGAGCUGUCCUUUGCCAGCGUCGCGUCCUGGAAAGAUAUCUACGGUCAUCGUGCCAGCGGGCAACUUCCCUUGAUCAAGAGUCAGUUCUACGAGAUUUACGGUGCAGGGUUUGGCUCCUUGUGUAUCGGAAGCGAGCGCGACCCAGACAGGCACACACGGAUGAAAAAGUCCCUCUCACCGGCCUUUUCUCCCCGUUCUUUGAAAGACCAGGAGGCCAUUGUUAGUCAAUGCGUCGAUCGCUUUGUAUCCAGGGUGGGUGAGCCCGAGCCGAAUGCUGAAGGGUUGAACAUGACCAAGUGGACGAAAUGGUGGCAUUCGAUAUCCUCGGAGAACUAA
Messenger RNA from Aspergillus alliaceus, 411 nucleotides. RefSeq lists its product as uncharacterized. NCBI's taxonomy places the organism in Eukaryota, Fungi, Ascomycota, Eurotiomycetes, Eurotiales, Aspergillaceae. The coding region runs from base 1 to 411 and encodes 136 amino acids. Gene Ontology annotation, molecular function: oxidoreductase activity, acting on paired donors, with incorporation or reduction of molecular oxygen; iron ion binding; monooxygenase activity. The transcript is spliced from 2 exons. The record is from RefSeq and is a predicted model, not a curated record.